AUGCGCCGCUUUGGUUAUAAACAAAGCAACUCAGAUCAGACUCUUUUUCUCGAAAGUCAGAAGGGUAAGAUAACUGUGUUGAUAAUCUAUGUGGAUGAUAUGGUGAUUACAGGAGAUGAUAAUGAUGAGAUUGGAAGACUGCAACAGCAGUUAGCUUCUGAGUUUGAGAUGAAAGAUCUUGGAGACCUAAAGUAUUUUCUGGGAUUGAGAGGGGUAGCAAGGGGGAGAAGUGGAAUCUUCUUAUGCCAAAGGAAGUAUGUUCUGGACCUCCUAACUAAAACAAGUUUGUUAGAUUGCAGACCUAUUGACACACCUAUUGAGGAAAAUCACAAGCUGGCAGAGCAUCCUGAUCAAGGUUCUACAUAUAGGGCUACAUAUCAAAGAUUGGAUGGAAGAUUAAUUUACUUGUCUCAUACCAGAGCAGAUGUAGCAUAUGCAGUUAGUGUAGUGAGUUAG
Rosa chinensis is the source of this 456-nucleotide messenger RNA. RefSeq lists its product as uncharacterized. Lineage: Eukaryota; Viridiplantae; Streptophyta; Magnoliopsida; Rosales; Rosaceae. The record is from RefSeq and is a predicted model, not a curated record. Bases 1 to 456 code for a protein of 151 amino acids. The transcript has a single exon.